GAAAACAAGUGGUUUCCACAAUGUCUUCGGGUACGCAUCGAAUUCGAAGUUGAAAAGUGUUCAGUAAAGCGAUACGAUGUUGAAGUUGGUAUGUAUAUUGCAGUGGUCGAUAAUAAUAGCUAUUGUCCAUAGCUGUGCUGCCAACAAUUAUACGUGUUAUGAAAAAACAAACCCUCAAUGGUUUUUUUCCACGUUAACGUCGUAUAAUUAUGUUUCUCCUAAGAAAAUAAACUUACCAAUCGGCACUCCAGUACAGCUUUUUAUGGUAACUAAACAUGGCACGUCUCAUCCAUCUUGGGACGGACACGAGAGAAAACAUUAUCAUCGGCAUCAGAUGUGGAAAAAAUUAGAAAUUUCUAAAAAUGCUGAAAUGUGUCCAUCAGAUAUUGAAGCAAUUGAACGUUGGCAACCAAAAAGAAAAUACGAAGUAGGAUUAGUACAAAAAGGCAAAGACGAAAUCAUGGAAUUAGCCCAGAGGAUUCGAAAAGCUUUUCAAGAUAUGUUUAUCAAUCAGUACAACACUGCUGACUAUUAUGUAUUGACAAGGUGGGAGCAACAUAGUAAAGACACUGGAAAAGUUUUUUUAAAUACUAUUUUCCAAAAUCGAAACAUUGACACUGUUCCAGUGUGUGACAAAAACGAUAAAAUACUAAUGGCAAGUAGAAAUACACUCGAUGUUAUCUUUAGCAUUUGCUUUUUAGUUUCGUUUUGUGAUUUAGACUGAACAUUAUAUGGAAAGUAGUCCAAAUGUACGAAGAAUAGAUAAUCACGAAUUGAUACAUUUCUUGCGCAGCGAUCAUAUAAAGAAUGUUAUUGAGAGGGUUUUGAAGAAAAUAGGACGUAAACCUGAAAACUUUCCAGAUGAUUAUAAUUUGGUGUCUUCUUUGUACACCACGUGCGGCACAGAGAGAUCUCACGAUGAAAAAUCAAUACCACCUUUGUGCCGUGUAUUCUGUAAUGAAGAUCUCGACGUUUUGGAAUACUUGAAAGAUCUCAUAUAUUAUUUUGGCGAGGGUCACGGAAAUCCGUUUAGCGUGAAAUAUGGUUGCCCGAUGGCUAUUCGCUUACUAGAAAGCUUCAAGUAUAAUAUUUUUUUUCCAUAUAAAUACAUUAACGUGAUACCCGUUUAACUUAUGGUGAUCAUAUCAAAACUGAACGAUUCUGCAUAAUUAUAGAGUUGGAAAACAAAAUACGAGGAAAGGGCCCGAAAGGUGUAUUUUAUUUUGGAAACACUAUAAAUAUAUUGAACUUGUAUGUCAUGUUAGGUCUAGCCAAAGAUGUGGCUCCAUUAAUGGCAUCCAACUAUAAAAGCAUGAAGAACCGCAAUUGGAGAAGUUCCUUGCUGGCUCCAUUGGCCGCAAACUUCAUGGCUGUGCUUUACAAAAUAGGCAAUAUAUUAUAUCACGUGGCGUUUUAUUUUAACGAAAAACGUAUGAGAAUAACGCUAAAUGACGGUAGUACGUGUGAAAAGUGUGAGUGGUCAAAGAUUAAGGAGAAGUUAGAACAAUAUAUAUACGACUAUAGGUGUACGUCAGAUACCGAUAUAAAUUAUCCAUCUUAUUCCAAUUCCAAUCCGUAUUGGAACUUUUCAACGAUGACAGCAUACAGUUUGGUUUCCUCUAAUGAAAUUAAAAAAACUCAGAGUGAUAUACCGGUUCAGAUUUUUGCGGUCAUGCAGCAUGGAGUGACCCGGCCGUCUGACGAAUUGUUCAAAGAAUGGACACGGUAUGAUGCUUACAAGUACAAAAUUACCGCAAGAGCAGAAAUGAGCUGGUCAGAUAUUAAUUUCAUUCAAAACUGGAGUUGCUCUUUGCUUAAAGUCACAAAUGAUAUCGAAGGCUCUUUUAAAGUUAAAUCCUUAGCUAACCGCAUCCGGAAAGCUUUUCCGAACUUAUUUACCAAAACGUUCGAAUUAAAAAACUUCAAGGUAUUGUCAAGGCCAGAGCAAAUUUGUAAGGAUUAUGGGGAAUUAUUUUUACAAAGUAUUUUUACAGACGAAAGUAUUAAGAGUGAGAAAUGGGAAAAUGAUAACCAAUUACUAAUGGUAUCGUCAAGACCAAAAGAAAUAAGUAAGGGUGAAAAGUGUGGAACAGUGUUUUUAAAUUGUAUUUUAAAAAACAAAAGUACUGCUAGCCAACCUGAAUGGGAGCAUAAUAACCAGUUACUGAUGAUGGAUAAAUUAAAUAAGGAUUAUUUGAAAGAUAUUGCUGAAUUAGAAAAAUUCAAGAAAAGUGACGUUGUAAAAAAUGUUUUAAAAAGGGUUUCAGUUAAAAUGGGUCUUGAACCUGGAGCAUUUGGCGAUGAUUUUGGUUUUAUUUACUAUGCAUACAACGCGUGUCGCUUUGAAAGGUCUUUUAAUGACCAAUCAUUUCCUGCAUUGUGCAGGAUAUUCUGCCGAGAAGAUCUAAAAGUAUUGGAAUACAUCUAUGACCUACUAUGGUACUAUACUGCUGGUUAUGGAAACCCUUCGAAUUUACAACAAGCAUGUCCUAUGGCCAGAAGUCUUUUAGAAACAUUCAAAAGAAAAACUGAAGGAAACGGUCCAAAUGGUACUUUUCAUUUUGGAAACGCUCUUAACAUAUUUAAUAUAUAUGUCAUGCUGGGUCUAGCCAAAGACGAUGCUCCCAUAAAGUCAUCUAACUACAAAGACAUGGUGAACCGUAAGUGGAAAAGUUCCUCGAUGGUUCCAUGGCUUGCAAACUUCAUGGCUGUACUUUUUAAAAACAAAAUUGGUGAAUAUUACGUGGCGUUUUAUUUUAACGAAAAACGUACGCCCAUCACGCUAAAUGAUGGGAAUGCGUGUGAAGAGUGCCCGUGGACCGAAAUUGAAAAACUGUUAUUGAAAUAUAUUAACGACAAUCAGUGUUGACAAGGGAAUAAUUGUUUCCGCUUUAUAAAUAAUAAUAAUUAAUAAUCUAAUGCUUAA
This is a messenger RNA of Adelges cooleyi (spruce gall adelgid), 2926 nucleotides long. Its product is annotated as multiple inositol polyphosphate phosphatase 1-like. The transcript has 14 exons. Lineage: Eukaryota; Metazoa; Arthropoda; Insecta; Hemiptera; Adelgidae. Bases 1259 to 2869 code for a protein of 536 amino acids. The record is from RefSeq and is a predicted model, not a curated record. Gene Ontology annotation, molecular function: inositol phosphate phosphatase activity; acid phosphatase activity.